Beta vulgaris subsp. vulgaris (sugar beet) is the source of this 3244-nucleotide messenger RNA. RefSeq lists its product as hypothetical. Lineage: Eukaryota; Viridiplantae; Streptophyta; Magnoliopsida; Caryophyllales; Amaranthaceae. The transcript has 25 exons. Bases 239 to 3088 code for a protein of 949 amino acids. The record is from RefSeq and is a predicted model, not a curated record.
AAGUUAAGCUAUAGGCUAUAGCUCCAGAAGUUUUGAGUUUGGGUUUGACUAAACCACCCCUCCCGGCGACGCUCUCCUCGUCGACGACAACACAAAUCACACUCUUUUCUUACUUCUACUCCAGAUAUUCAAUUUUCCCCUGUAUUUCCGCCAUUAACGUUCUCUCUCUCCUUCCUUCCUUCUUCUCCAGUAAUUCGAUACUCAAUUAACUUGGCUAAGCUCUUUCGGUACCACAAUAAUGGCUGCGGGUGGAUCCGUCGUACCCCAGCGACUUCACUUUCCGAAACUCCCGCGUCUUUUCGUCUUCAUUUUCACUCUUCUACUGGUUUUUGCUCCUGGGUUGCAUGGAUCUCCUACACAUCGUAAAAGUAAGAUGUCGUCGGUGUUUUCUCUGUUUAAUCUAAAAAGGAAUAGCAGAUUCUGGACUGAGUCUGUCUUGCAUGGUGAUUUUGAUGAUUUGGAAUCUUCCAGUCCCGGAAAAAGUGGAGCCCUAAACUACUCCAAGGCAGCGAAUAUUGCAAACUAUCUGAAGCUCCAGGAAAUUGAUUCUAUGCAUCUUCCAGUUCCUGUGAAUUUCAUUUUUAUUGGAUUUGAAGGCAGAGGAAACCAUGAAUUCACACUGCAACCUGAAGAACUUGAGCGAUGGUUCACAAAAAUUGAUCAUAUGUUUGAACAUACAUGGGUGCCACAGAUUGAAGAAGUGCUGAAUCCAUUCCAUAAAGUCAAUGUUGAUAAAGGGAGUCACCAUUUUCCUACAUUAAGUCAUGUAAACUACAAUUUCUCGGUUCAUGCUAUACGUAUGAAUGAAAAGGUUACUUCUGUUUUGGAGCGUGCCAUUGCUGUUCUGUCUAGGAAGGAUGAUGUUUCAAGGUCUUGGGAAAAUAAAGAUGCUUUGUGGCAAGUGGACUUGGAUUUGAUGGAAGUGUUUUUUGAUAGCCUUAUUGAGUAUUUGCAACUUGAAAAUGCGUAUAACAUUUUCGUUUUGAAUCCAAAGCAUAAUGCUAACAUAACUAGAUAUGGCUACAGGAGAGGGUUGUCUGAGUCAGAGAUAGACUUUUUAAGACAGAAUAAGAGCCUGCAAGCUACUUUACUUGAAUCAAAAAACACUCCUGAGAUUUCUCUUGCUAUAGAAAAGAUUCAGAGACCUCUAUAUGAAAAGCACCCGAUGGCUAAAUUUGCAUGGACAACAACUGAAGAAACUGAUACGGUUGAGUGGUCCAAUAGAUGCUCAGAAGCUUUAGAUAGUAUUGAAAACUUUUAUAAAGGAAAGGAUACAGAUAAUAUUAUUCAGAGCAAAGUUUUGCAGGUGUUAAAUGGGAAAAAUGGAGAUGUAAAGCUUGCUUUGCGGAAGGAGCUUAAAUCUUGGGAUCUCAGCGGCCUUCAUACUGAAUGUCUAACAGAUACAUGGAUAGGAAAAUACAGGUGGGCAUUUAUUGAUCUUAGUGCUGGCCCCUUUACUUGGGGUCCUGCUGUUGGAGGACAAGGUGUUCGCACGGAGGAAACUUUGCCAAAUGUAAAAAAAACCAUUGGCGCAGUUGCAGAGAUUUUAGAAGUGGAAGCUGAAGAAAACCUGCAAGAUGCAAUUCAGGAAAAGUUUGCUGUUUUUGGGGAUAAAGAACAUGAGGCUAUUGAUAUCCUUCUGGCAGAAAUUGAUAUCUAUGAGCUUUUUUCGUUUAAACAUUGCAAAGGAAGGAGAAUUAAGCUUGCUCUUUGUGAAGAACUUGAUGAGAGAAUGCAAGAAGUGAAGAAUGAGCUUCAGUCUAUGGAAGGUGAUGAAUACGAUGAAAAUCACAAGAGAAAGGCAUUGGAUGCUUUGAGGCGAAUGGAGAGCUGGAAUCUAUUCAGUGAUACCUCUGUGGAGUUUGAAAGUUAUACAGUUGCUCGUGAUACCUUUCUGUCACACUUAGGUUCUACCUUAUGGGGUUCUAUGAGACACAUUAUAGCCCCUUCCGUGGCUGAUGGACGAUUCCAUUUUUAUGAGCAAAUAUCGUAUCAGUUAUUUUUCGUCACUCAGGAGAAAGUCAGACAUGUUAAGCAUUUGCCUGUGGAUCUAAAGGCUCUAAUGGAGGGGCUGUCGUCUUUGUUGCUACCUUCUCAAAAAGUAAUGUUCAGUCAGCACAUGUUGCCGCUUUCAGAUGAUCCUGCUCUGGCUAUGGCUUUCUCUGUGGCUCGCCGGGCUGCUACUGUGCCAAUGUUAUUUGUCAAUGGAACCUAUCGAAAAAUUGUCUCCAACUAUCUCGAUUCCUCCAUUCUUCAACAUCAAUUGCAGAGGAUCAAUGAUCAUAAUUCCCUAAAAGGAAUGCAUGCUAAUAGCAGGUUGACAUUGGAGGUUCCCGUUUUCUGGUUCAUCCAGAGCGACCCAUUGCUAGUUGACAAAUAUUAUCAGGCAAAAGCACUUUCUGAUAUGAUCAUUGUUGUUCAGUCAGAAACGUCUUCUUGGGAUAGUCAUUUGCAGUGCAAUGGGAAUUCAAUACUCUGGGAUUUAAGGAGGCCCAUAAAAGCUGCAAUUGCUGCUUCAUCUGAACAUCUAGCUGGUUUGCUUCCUCUUCAUCUUGGCUAUAGUCAUGCUCAUGAAACUGCUACUGAGGAGUGGAUGUGGUCAGUGGGCUGCAAUCCUCUAUCAAUCACCUCUCAGGGAUGGAGGAUCUCUCAAUUUCACUCAGAUACCAUCGCUCGGAGCUACAUAAUCACAAGUCUUGAAGAAUCUAUCCAGCUUGUGAACGCGGCUAUUCACCGUCUGGUCAUGGAGCCCACAACUCAAAAUUCAUUCAAGCUUUUUCAGUUCCAGGAGCGUGAACUAGUGAACAAGUAUAAUUUUGUUGUUGGCCUGUGGAGAAGAAUUGCUACUGUUACUGGAGAGUUGCGUUACAUCGAUGCUUUAAAGCUUCUGUACACCCUGGAUGAUGCAUCAAGAGGUUUUUCGGCGAGAGUGAAUUCAACUAUAGCACUCCUUCAUCCACUCCACUGCACAAGAGACAGGAAGGUGGAAGUGGAGUUUGAUAUGACAACUAUUCCAGCUUUCUUGGUUGUCUUCCUUAUUCUUUGGCUGGUUCUAAAACCAAAGCGAGCAAAGCCCAAGAUUAACUGAUGUAGCAUAAAGAAUGUAUCUGUGGCAGUUUUAGAGACUGAAUUUUGUAAAGCGGCGAAUGCAAUGAUGAAUUGUUUAUAAAGAAUGUUUCUAGAGCCAUUUCUCUCUGAAUUAGCAUAUAUAGGCUAUAGCAGCUCCGUUGCGAUUUUUUGUCUA